Molecule: messenger RNA, 2166 nt
Organism: Asparagus officinalis (garden asparagus)
Lineage: Eukaryota; Viridiplantae; Streptophyta; Magnoliopsida; Asparagales; Asparagaceae
Exons: 4
Coding region: 1-2166 (721 amino acids)
Molecular function (GO): zinc ion binding
Source: RefSeq, a predicted model, not a curated record
AUGGAUGAAGAAUUGUAUUGUGCAUUGACGGAUUUUAGAGGACACAAUCACUUUUUAGAAUUAAAUGUCAACGGGGGUUACAAAGAUUUGGCCGUUGCAGUGCAAAGCCUAAUUGCUUGUAGUGCAAGCACGAUACAGUUGACUUACAAAGUACCCCACACGCAAGAAAUUUAUGUUCGUGUAUGUGAUGAUGCUGAUGUCUCGAUAAUGGUCAAUGUACAUCGAAGUUGCAAGGAGAAUAUUGUUGUCAUGAACGCUGAGAUGAAUCGAGACAUAUUAUUUGGGAUACAAGCUAACAAUGUCCAUAUAAGUAAUCCGUAUAUCCCCUCUAGUGACGAACAUGUGUCUCGUUCACAAAAUCCAUCGUAUUCACAAAAUAUGUCUCGGGAAGUUGAGAGCUCUAAUAUGAUUCCUAUUGCAUGGCACAAUGCUAUUAGAAGUGUUGGUCAAGAAUUUGAUGAUGUUGAGCAUUGUCGGCGGAGUUUAAGCAAUUACUCUAUUGCACGAGGAUUUAACUUUGAAUUUGUAAAAAAUGAACGCAAAAGGGUGACAGCAAAAUGCAAGGCCGCAAACUGCGAAUGGAUGGUUCAUUGCACCCGUCGUAGAGAUAGUGAUCGAUUCUAUGUGAAAAAAAUAUGUAGUUCUCAUAGUUGCUUGGGAGGAGGCAUAGGAAAGGAAGGAUAUCAACGGGCAUCUCGUAAGUGGAAUGCUAAUCAACUCAAGACCAUAUUGAAGGAACAACCCACUUAUCGCCCAAUUGAUUUCCAAAAGAAGCUUAAAAUGGAAUUUGGUUUGGACGUCCCUUAUCAUAGAAUUUGGUGGGGAAAAGAGCUAGCUCAACGUGAAUUGUAUGGUGAUACUAAAUUUUCAUAUGACCAACUCCGAUGGUAUAAGGAUAAAGUUAUAGAAACCAAUCCGGGAUCAAUUGUUCACUUAGAGCAUGAAGACGGAAGAUUUACACGAGUAUUUGUAUCUUAUUAUGCUUGUUGGAAGGGGUUUAUGGAGGGAUGUAGGCCAAUGUUGUUCUUGGAUGGUACUCAUCUUUUUGAUAGGUAUAAAGGAACCUUACUUGCCGCAACUGCUUUAAACGGAGAUGGAGGUAUGUUUCCCGUAGCAAUUUGCAUAUGCGGGACGGAAAAUGAGAGUAAUUGGGAAUGGUUUUUGGAAUGCAUUCGGGACAUCCUCUUCAAUGAUGAAGAUCCAUAUACUCCAGAUGAUGAACUGGUGUUAAUCUCUGAUAGGGACAAAGGACUUCAGAAUUCCGUGAAGAAAUGCUUUCCAUGGUCACAUCACUCUUAUUGUAUUCGUCAUCUCUUGGCUAAUUUUAAGAAUAACUUAUCGAAAAAAGGCAUUACACCACCUUUACGAGAUGAAUGUGUGCAAAUUAUGAAGAGGGCCGCUUAUGCAUACACUUCUCGUUCCUAUAACAAUGAAUGUAACGAGCUACGGCAUAAAUCAGAGAUCGCCUAUUGUGAAAUGUUGAGGAUGAGUCCAGAAAAUUGGGCUAAUUGUUAUUUUCCUGGGAAGAGAUAUGGAUGGUUGACAUCAAACCUAGCGGAGUCAUUCAAUGCUUGGAUCAAAGAAGCUCGUUAUUUGCCAAUUACCCAAACAAUUGAUAACAUUCGCAAGAAAAUGAUGAGGAUGAGUUUUGAAAGGCGGGAGGCAUCCCACAAGUGGACCACAACAUUUGUUCCCACUGUGGAAGAGCACCUUAUUCAGAUUAAUGAGCAAUCACGUUGUCUUUCUGCAAUUCCUUCUACUACCGGAAGGUACGAGGUGUAUGAUUUGCCCACCGUUGAAGUAGAUUUGAAUGAACGCACAUGCACUUGUCAUGAAUGGCAAGUAGUCGGGCUACCUUGCAAACAUGCGGCGACGGUUAUUCGGCAGAAUAUGGACACCCUUUACUCCUAUAUUUCCCACUACUUUAGUGCGGAGACAUACCGCAAAUGCUACUCCUUUCCGAUAUACCCAAUUCCUGACGAUGACAAGCCAUAUAUAGAUGAUGAAAAUAUGGUGAUUCGGCCACCAACAACUUCAAUUCUUCGUGGAAGACCAAGGACAAAGCGCAUUCCUUCGGGAUUGAAUCCGGCCAAAGAGUUAAAAUGUAGUAGAUGUCAACAGUAUGGUCACAACCGUAGAACAUGUAGACAGCCUAUUGCCGACUAG